Messenger RNA from Pseudovirgaria hyperparasitica, 1419 nucleotides. Its product is annotated as Thioesterase/thiol ester dehydrase-isomerase. Gene Ontology annotation, molecular function: fatty acyl-CoA hydrolase activity. The transcript has 4 exons. The record is from RefSeq and is a predicted model, not a curated record. Lineage: Eukaryota; Fungi; Ascomycota; Dothideomycetes; Acrospermales; Acrospermaceae. Bases 1 to 1068 code for a protein of 355 amino acids. Gene Ontology annotation, biological process: fatty acid catabolic process; acyl-CoA metabolic process. Gene Ontology annotation, cellular component: peroxisomal matrix.
AUGACCACCCUUGUCAAGCCUCCACCAAUCGACCCAGCUAAAUCUCCCAUCGAAAAUGUACUCGAACUGACGCAGCUCAAUGAUAUCGAUCCCAACCUCUUCACGAAUACCCGACCGUUGUGGACACCAAAAGGUGCAAGAGGUAUAUAUGGCGGCGCUGCUAUUGCGCAAUGCCUGAGUGCUGCGCAAAGGACAGUUCCCGACGACUAUGCCAUUCAUUCGAUGCACUGUUACUUCGUCAUGGCCGGCAACGCUGAGAUUCCCGUCAUAUAUCAUGUCGAGAGAGUGAGAGAUGGAAGGUCCUUCAUCACCCGAACAGUGCAAGCACGUCAGAGAGCCAAGGUCAUCUUCACGACUACCAUGAGCUUUGCAAGAAAUAACUCAGGGGGGACAAAGAGAGUCGAGCACCAGUCCAGCAUGGCUCGCGUCCCACCACCAAAGGAUGACACAGACGACCUUAGAUCUGGCGGUGGACCUGGGGAGCAAGGACCGUUCCAGAGCCAGCGAAUUGAUAUCUUAAAUGACGACUCAUACGAUCCGACGAUCAAACGGACCAGACAAUGGACAAAAGUUGCAGGAAACAUCUCAAAAGAAGGCGGCCACCAAGCCCAUCUAUCUGCACUCGCCUACAUGUCGGACAGCUACUUCAUUGGGACAGUGGCAAGAGUACACAAGCUUUGGCGAUGGGCCACCGGUUCGCGAAGUGACAGACAGUCGACGGUCGACGAAAUGACACUGAAGAAACUUCUAUCGCUCGAUGACCGCGUCUUGAAGGAGAGAGCUGGCAUGGACGAGAGUACGAUUCAACGCCUUCGCAAUGGCGAGAAUAUCGUGAAAGAAUAUCCGAUGAUCGGCAUGAUGGUCAGCUUGGACCAUACCAUAUAUUUCCACAAUCCAAGAGCGUUCCGAGCAGAUGACUGGCUGUACUCGGAGAUGGAGUCACCCUGGGCUGGUGAUGGACGUGGACUUGUGUUCCAGAAAAUAUUUACCCGAGAAGGGGUACUAGUCGCAACCUGCGUCCAAGAGGGCGUUGUGCGCCUGAAGCAGCCAAACGAUAGUAAGAUAUGACACAUGAUGGUUUGGUUCUUGUUUGUCUGUAUAAUCGAUUUGUGCAAUGUGUCGACUUUUCCUUUGUCUCUGUCUCUUCAUUUAUGGCACAUGAUACUUUUCCUGCAGGAGCUAUCAGUAUGUGGCUGCAUUGCAGUAUCGGACUCCUCAGCCAGCAUGUAUGUACAUCACUUCCGCGAGAGCCAAUCGCAGUGAAUAUGGCUUUCUGUGCUGGAAGCUACACCCUCUACCACAAGCAAGAACUCUUUCUUAGGAUUGAAAUCUAACUAAUUGUCGUCUACAAGCAUGAGAUGGUGGUGCCUAUUCACAUGGUGAUGGUUAUACAUAUGGAUACUGCUCUUGUUGUGUAAU